Molecule: messenger RNA, 1444 nt
Organism: Trichechus manatus latirostris (Florida manatee)
Lineage: Eukaryota; Metazoa; Chordata; Mammalia; Sirenia; Trichechidae
Gene: DNASE2
Product: deoxyribonuclease 2, lysosomal
Exons: 6
Coding region: 113-1177 (354 amino acids)
Biological process (GO): apoptotic DNA fragmentation
Molecular function (GO): deoxyribonuclease II activity
Source: RefSeq, a predicted model, not a curated record
CUGGAGACUCUGGCCCGGGUUCUAGGCGAAUUUGGAGAAGUGAAAGCCGCACCUAGCAGGGCCUGGCCAAGCUCGUGACCCGCCACCCUGCCAUCACGAGGCACAUUUCCUCAUGGCCGCGCUGUGCCCGCUGCUCCUGGCGGUGCUGAUGGGGGUCCCUGCAGGGACCCUUACCUGCUACGGGGACUCGGGGCAGCCAGUGGACUGGUUCGUCGUCUACAAGCUGCCGGCCAAGAGCGGGCCUGGGGACGCGGCCGGGAGAGGGCUGAGGUACAAGUACCUGGACGCGGGCUCGGGAGGCUGGCGUGACGGCGCGGGGCUCAUCAGCAGCUCGGCGGGGGCCGUGGGCCGCAGCCUGCUGCCACUGUACCGCAGCAACGCCAGCGAGCUCGCCUUCCUGCUCUACAAUGACCAGCCGCCUAAAUCCAGCAGAGUUUGGGACUCUUCUAGCCGUGGGCACACAAAGGGGGUGCUGCUUCUGGACCAAGAAGGGGGCUUCUGGUUGGUCCACAGUGUUCCACGCUUCCCUCCACCUGCCUCCUCUGCUGCCUAUAGCUGGCCUUAUAGUGCUCGACGUUAUGGCCAGACCCUGCUCUGUGUGUCUUUUCCCCUCACCCAGUUCCUGACAAUUGGCAGGCAGCUGUCCUACACCUACCCCCUGGUGUAUGACUACAAGCUGGAGGGGGCCUUCGCCCAGAAAUUCCCUAACCUGGAGGAGGUGGUCAAGGGCCACCACAUUCGCCAUGGACCCUGGAACAGCAGUGUAACACUCACAUCACAGGCAGGGGCCACUUUCCAGAGCUUUGCCAAGUUUGGAAACUUUGGAGAUGACCUGUACUCUGGCUGGCUGGCAGCAGCCCUUGGCAGCAACUUGCAGGUCCAGUUCUGGCAAAAUUCUGCUGGAAUUCUGCCCUCUAACUGCUCGGGUGCUCAGCAGGUGCUGGACGUGAUUCAGACAGCCUUCCCUGGGCCAGCUGGGCCAACCUUCAGUGCCACAGAAGACCACGCCAAGUGGUGUGUGGCCCCAAAAGGACCCUGGGCCUGCGUGAGUGACAUGAAUCGGAACGUGAGAGAGGAACAUCGGGGCGGGGGCGCACUGUGUGCCCAGCUGCCUGCUCUCUGGAAGGCCUUCCAGCCAUUGGUAAAGACCUGGGAACCCUGUAAGGAGCCCUGGUGAUGCAGUGGUUAAGCACUUGGCUGUUAAUUGAAAAGUUGGUGGUUCAAACCCACCAGCCACUCCACGGGAAAAAGAUGAGGCAAUCUACUUCCAUAAAGAUUACAGCCUUGGAAACCAUAUGGGAUAGUUCUACUCUGUCCUACAGAGUUCCUAUGAGUCAGAGUUGACUUGAUGAUGGCAAUGGGUUUUGGUUUUUGGGAACCCUGUAGGGAAUAGAGCAGAGCCUUCUCUCCCAGAGACUCAGCAGAACAUAAGAGAUUAGGCUCU